GUUAGGAAGCCUCGCGGAGGACAGGGGAUGGGCUGUUUGACCAACCUGGUACAGGGUCUAGCACAUAGCAGGGGGAGUAAAUAAAUACCUUUGAUGACGACAGACAGGACGGCAGGCAAGGCUCACUGACCGGGCCAUGGGAGAGAUAGGCGGCCCCAGGACCUCGCCGCCCUGAGUGGGCGACCUGACCUCGGAUGAGGGCGGUUCCGCCGCACUCCGCCCACGCACUCGGGCCCCUCGGGGCUGUCCUCCCGGAGUAGACCUGCUCUGGGGGAUGUUGAUUGCGGUGGCGGUGGCGGGGCGGAUGGACGGGGGAGGGGUCGGAGGGGGCCUGGGCCCAAGUUCACGCCUCCCUCCCUCCAUCCCACGGGCAGCGGAAGCGAUUAUUCCCACCGGCGUCUGGCGGGGCGGGGGGCGGGCUCGCACCCCAAAGAGACACGGGCCUUCCUGCGUCCAGCCCUUUGAUCGCGCCGCCACCCCACGGCCCCUCCCCUCCGGUCCCUCGGGGCCCCCGUACUAACUAACGAGGCCCUCGCCCCUCCCGGCGGCGCACUGGGGUCGGGCAGCGAUGGCCACAGCGGAGUCCAGCCAGCUCCAGUUCGGGGAGAGCGCCGCGUCCCCCGCUUACCGGCCCGCCCACGCCGGCGGGGCGUUCCUGCCGCCCCCGAGCCCGGGCACUGCCCUGCUCCCCGCGCGCCCCUCGGGCCUCGGCUCGGAGCGCGGCGCCCCGGCAGCCUUCGCGGGCUUUCUUGGGAGGGGUCCCGGGCCCGCCGCGCCUCCCCACGCCGGCCUGGGCCCGCCUGCGCCCCCCAAAGGCGCGGCCGUCCCGUCGGCGUCGCAGCGCCGCAAGCGCACGUCGUUCAGCCCGGAGCAGCUGCAGCUGCUGGAGCUCGUCUUCCGCCGGACCAUGUACCCGGACAUCCACCUGCGCGAGCGCCUGGCCGCGCUCACCCUGCUCCCGGAAUCCAGGAUCCAGGUGUGGUUCCAGAACAGGCGCGCCAAGUCACGUCGUCAGAGCGGAAAAUCCUUUCAACCUUCAGCCAGACCGGAGCUUUUCCUCCACCACUCUGCUUGUGAAACUGAAGUGAAAUAUUUGAAGCCCCAGCAGCCUCUGGAGGCAGAUGUGAACUGCCUGUCUGAUCCCAACAGGGUUGGAGGGGGCAUGUCUGACCCUAGCUCCCAAGGUCAGAAUUUUGAAACCUAUUCUCCUCUCUCUGAAGACAUUGGUUCAAAGCUGGACUCAUGGGAAGAACACAUCUUUUCUGCCUUUGGUAACUCUUGAGGAAUCUGGGAGAAUUCAGGAUAAGCUCAGAGGAACCAUAACUGACAGCCAGGGAGAUACACAGUAGAAUACUGCCCUUUCUGGGUUCCAUGUUAAGUUCACAUCCAUGUUAACCUUGGUAAUGGUUUUGAGUUAUCGCUCACCUGUGAAGAUUUCAUCCUUCUUGCCCAUGAACCUUUGCCUAUAGCCUGUUCUUUCUUCGUAGGACACACCCCUUAGGAGUUCUGGCCAUUUACUUUUACUAGUGCAUCUCCAUAUCUGUGCAUUCAUUUUGGUCCACAUAUCUGCUCCUUCUUACCAGUCCUGUUGCUAUUUUUCGGAUGGGUUAUUUAAACUUAUCUUCACAAGAACUCCUUGGUUCAACUCAGUUUCCCCUUGUGCUUGACAGCUACUGUCUACAUAUGGUUCUUCCAAGGCUUGUAACCUUAAACUCAUGCUAACCAUGCUCCUUCAAUCCUCAUUCUAUCACCCAGAUUUACUACUUUUUAAAUUUGGCUUUUCAGCUUUACACUCAUUUGUAGCUCCGAUGAUUCUCUGUCCAGAUUAUUCAAGAGCCCCCUGCCUCAAGUUUCUCAACUUUCAAAAAACUACUCUCUUUAGAAAUCUUUAGGAGCCUCCAAUUGCUAUAAAAUUGUAAAAACCUUUUGGUUACUCUUCCAGCUGAUGGGCAUCGAUAGCCCACAGGACAGGCAUAUCUUCUGAAGGUCACCGUUUCACAAAACAUACCUCUGUCUCAGAGCCACUCUUUUCAAACAAAUACCUCUCUACCUUUCAAAACACCCUAGACCUCCCUCUCUCUGAAGGCUUUAAUUAUCUCUGAUCCUGAUUUUGUACCUGUUACUUCAAUUACUCCAGCAUUACCCUUAGCACUUGUCAUUGUACUUCUGUGCAACUUUAUUGUUAUUAAAUGUUUUCCACAAAUGUU
This is a messenger RNA of Vicugna pacos (alpaca), 2207 nucleotides long. RefSeq names its product Mix paired-like homeobox (gene MIXL1). Gene Ontology annotation, molecular function: DNA-binding transcription activator activity, RNA polymerase II-specific; RNA polymerase II cis-regulatory region sequence-specific DNA binding. Gene Ontology annotation, biological process: hematopoietic progenitor cell differentiation; regulation of transcription by RNA polymerase II; endoderm formation. Lineage: Eukaryota; Metazoa; Chordata; Mammalia; Artiodactyla; Camelidae. The record is from RefSeq and is a predicted model, not a curated record.